GAAGGACCCAGACCUUUAAUCCUGUUUCGCAGCGGGUUUUGCAGAGGAGCGGCUGCAGCAGCCUGGAAAUGACCAUGGAGAAAAUUCUGAAGGCAGAGCUGAACACCAACAUUCUGAAGGCACUGGGGAGCUCGGGGGGAGGAUGCAUCAGCCAAGGCCAAACAUAUGAGACAGACAGCGGACGGGUAUUUGUGAAAAUCAACCACAAACCUCAGGCUAGAAAAAUGUUUGAAGGGGAAAUGGCAAGUUUGGAAGCAAUUCAUAAMACCAAGAUUAUUAGAGUGCCUCAGCCCAUUAAAGUGAUUGACCUGCCUGGAGGAGGAGCCAUGUUUGCCAUGGAGUACCUAAAGAUGAAGCACCUCAACAAAUAUUCUUCAAAGCUGGGAGAGCAGAUAGCAGAGCUUCAUCUUUAUAACCAGAAACUUGGAGAGAAGCUGAAAGCUGAGGGAAGCACGAUUGGAAAAGGAGCUGGUCACUCUGAUUCCCAGUUUGUGGAUCAGUUUGGAUUCCACACAGCCACUUGCUGUGGUUAUAUCCCACAGGUGAAUGAGUGGCAGAGUGACUGGCCAUCCUUCUUUAUCCGUCACCGACUCCAGGCUCAGCUGGAUUUGAUUGAAAAAGAUUAUGGAGACAGAGAAGCCAGAGAACUCUGGUCACAGCUAAAACCAAAGAUUCCUGAAAUGUUCUGUGAUGUAGAAAUUGUUCCUGCUCUCCUGCAYGGGGAUCUGUGGGCAGGGAAUGUGGCUGAGGAUGACUCCGGGCCGAUUAUCUUUGACCCUGCUUCCUUCUAUGGCCAUUCAGAAUUUGAACUGGCCAUUGCUGGAAUGUUYGGGGGGUUCAGCAGCUCUUUUUUCUCUGCCUAUCACAGUAAAAUACCCAAAGCUCCAGGAUUCGAGAAACGAAACAAAUUGUAUCAGCUCUUUAAUUACAUUAACCACUGGAACCAUUUUGGGACAGGGUACAGGGGCUCUACCCUAAACAUGAUGAAGAAACUUCUAAAGUAAACACACACAUUUGAGAAAUUCUGACAUAGUUUCUUAGGAAUAAGCAUUCCAAGUACCACAAACUCAGAACUAAUGGUAAAACACCUGAUAUGGAGAAGGCUUAGUGCACUUUUGAGCCUCACUAAUUAAGAGCAAUUGUGUAAUCUUGACUUGGGCACUAGUUUCCCAGCAKAGAUUCCUUCCCUGCUGAAGGAAAGGACUGCAUUGUUUGUCAAGGCUCUGUUGGGUUAGAAAGGCAGCACAGCAGUCAGCCUGACCUUGUUCUCACGCCUCAUAGCUGCUGUGUUCCCACAGUUGUUCCACAGCAUCUUCCCACUCCUGCUGCUACUCUAUCAGCAGUUUGUUAUGGAAAGCUGCAGUUGUGGGAUAGUGGUGCUAGAAGGAAUAAGUUCUUAUGUUCACUUGUUUGUUCUGGGUUAGUGUUGUGUCUGUUCCCAGCCCUUUUCCCAUGAAUAUUUCUAUAGUCUUCUGUUUCCCUUUCCUUUACUUUUGUAUGUCAAAUGUUCUAGUCCAAAAUUUCUGUCAGAUUCUAGAAAUAUGAAAACAUUGUCUUUUAAAUUUAAUUAGCAGACAAGGCCCUUCAGCUGCACUUGRCAAACAUAUGUAAUUAAUAAUAUUUCUAAUAUUUAUUUUAAUUUAAUGUAAUUUACUYACAUUUGUUUUUCUGUUGCUAUAAGAACUGAAAUUCCAGUGGUAUUUAUUGAAAGGAUGUCUAGUUCCUUGGUAAUUAAUUGUAUAGUCAAAAGUAGGCUGUUAUGACUCAAAUUUGAUAAUACUAUUUCAUAGUUUUAGUGUGAUAUUUCAGUGUGUUGUGCUACAGUAGUAACAUAUUCAACUAACUUUGUACAGAGACAGCAAAGUGUGGGAGGGUGGCUCAAUGGCUGGGUGAGAAGAAGCACCUGUCGCUGCUGGGUUGGUUGGUGCUUGAUKUAUUUUCAGUUUUAGAAAAUGAGUGCAGUGGGCAAAGCUGGUCUGUUGUAUCACCACUGUGUUGUGAAGGAACAGUGUCAAAUCUCAUGGAUUUAUAAUAAUUUAUAUUAUUGUUCCUUGCUGCUUUAUUUUUACAGAAAACACAGGCAGUGGGAAUUUGGGGAGAAAACUGCUCAGUAAAGAUACUGGUGUUCAAUCUGAACUAGAGUACAUUGGUAAAUCUGUGUGUGAGGUUUUAAUAGAAGAAAGUGGCAGAGAGUCAUAAAGUAAGUGCAGUGCACAUAUACGUACACAAAUUAGAAGAUUUGGGUAAGAAUGACCUUACCAUUUAGACUUCAGAUGACUUGCAUGGCUAAUAAUAAAAUAUUAUAUUCAAAAGUGCUCAAAUAUGUUUAGACUKCUUUCAUCUUAAUAUAGUUGUGCAAUAAAGAUUUAAUAAAAUUAAAAAUUUGGUGUUAUAAUUGGUUUAAAACAAUGCACUUUAUUAUCUGUAAAUAUGAUAUAAAUAGUGAAGAAAAGUUUUACUUCCUUUGAAUCAGGGGAAUCUGUCAUGGUUGGUUAUAAAACUUUAAAGAACUAUAACAGUGGGAAAGUGGAACAGUAGAGUUAKAGCACAGUUGGAAUUGUAGCUGAUGGCUGGAAGAUCUAGGUCUAGGAAACAGCAAAGUGCAUGUUCACUGGUGUUUAUGGAUGUGAACAAACCGACAAAACUGUAUCACACUGGGAAGUACCUGUGAAUUCAAACUUCUCUAAUAAAGCACUUGCCUUGCAGAAA
Molecule: messenger RNA, 2709 nt
Organism: Malurus melanocephalus (red-backed fairy wren)
Lineage: Eukaryota; Metazoa; Chordata; Aves; Passeriformes; Maluridae
Gene: FN3K
Product: fructosamine 3 kinase
Exons: 6
Coding region: 69-1004 (311 amino acids)
Biological process (GO): fructosamine metabolic process
Source: RefSeq, a predicted model, not a curated record